ACGAAAAGUACGUCUAGACAUAUGGUACACAAAAUCAGAUGGCUGCACGUCAUUUCUCCUUUCUUUACAAACAUUUCAGAAGGUUAAAAAUAUCAAAAUAUAAAAAAUAUAUUAACUAAAUGGCCAACUAAUAUUCCGUCGGCAUAACAAAACAUAAUUUUUACUCCAAGCAAAAAGGCUAAAGUCGAAAAAAAAAAAACAAAUGUUGAUAUAAAUUAUUAAAUAAAUUACUUAAAUGAUUGUAGGAUUGUGUAGGAUUGUGAGAUUUGUGUAGAAUAAUUCAAAUAAUACCGGAUUUUAAACUGCAAUAUCCGUCUCAUUGCCGAGUCGGCAUACAUUGCAUUUUCGCCAAAUUGUCUUCCUGUCACCUUCCUAUAAAAUUUGCGGUUUAAAUCUAGUUUAGUAAAAACUUAGAUUUUUUCGAAAAUUUUCCUAGAGUCUUCCUUCGUGGUCUAGAAGAAGGGCGGGAAAUUGUGGAGCUGAGAAUUCGUUGCCGGUCCGAGACCCGAAAUGGCUUUACAAAAGGUGCGAGAUGCCUCCUUGGUUUUUCGAAAUCUCAAUGGAAUCAUAAAUGUCUAUAAACCGGCUGGCAUGAAAAUCAAGCAUGUUCGGGCAGCAAUUUUACAUAACAUCUGUGAAGAUUUGAAUGCCUUGAAAGCUAAUAACGAACCCGAAUCCCAUCAAAUACCUUUACUGGAACCAGGCGGUGCUGCAGACCCUUUACUUAGGAAGGUGAAUUCAUUAAAUUUAGCCGAACAUGUUCUUAGCACGGGGCCACGCUAUCAGAUGGAGGAUAUACGUUGUGCAACAGUUGCCAGUUUAGGUGUCCACACAAGCGGCGUUUUGUUAUUUGGUAUUAACAAAGGCCUCAAACAAUCAAUGAGAAUACAACGCAAUCGUCCGAUACGAGCCUACCAUGUAACCGGCCAAUUGGGCAAGGCCACUGAAACACAUUUGCCAGAUUCGCAUAUAACGCUGAAGGCUAACUACCGCCAUGUCCAUCCAGACCGCCUAAGUGCCUUAGUCUCUUCCCUGCAAGCCUCACAUCAGUGCAAAAUGUUCGAAUUAUGUGGUGUGGAUAUGCAAUCCCAGGCAGCCUAUGAAAUUGCCUGCAAGGGCCUAAUACGACCUGCUAACAACAGCCAGCCCAUCAUCUAUGGCAUUAAAUUAAUUGAUUUCCAAAAACCUCAUUUUACAUUGGAAAUUCAUGCCAUUAAUGAAUCGGAAAGUUAUUUAGCCACACUUGUCCAUGAAAUUGGUAUUGAAUUGCGUACCGUGGCCCAUUGUACAGCGUUACGAUGCAUCCGCCAUGGGAAAUUCUCGGUGGAAGGAGCUUUGCUGCGACAUGCCUGGAAUUUGCCGGGUGUUGUGCGUAAUAUGCGAGAGCAAAAAGAGAUUCUAGAGGCACAUCCUUACCUGUUGAAGCAAGAUCGCAUUGAAUUACGGAAUUGAUGAGGUGAUUUUUUUGAUGGAUCGUCAUCAUCAUCACCAUAAGUAGCACAUAAGUUGUUUUUGAGGCUGUGUCGGUUAAUUGAAUAUCUGUAUAUACAGUGGGGGACAGUAACGAGUGCACACUGCCUCAUAAUUUAGAUUUUAAGAAUUAAAGUUGUUGAAAUUGUUUACUAUUUAAAUAAAUGAACAUUUAAUACAA
Musca domestica (house fly) is the source of this 1651-nucleotide messenger RNA. Its product is annotated as pseudouridylate synthase TRUB2, mitochondrial. Gene Ontology annotation, biological process: RNA processing; pseudouridine synthesis. The record is from RefSeq and is a predicted model, not a curated record. NCBI's taxonomy places the organism in Eukaryota, Metazoa, Arthropoda, Insecta, Diptera, Muscidae. Gene Ontology annotation, molecular function: RNA binding; pseudouridine synthase activity. Bases 511 to 1452 code for a protein of 313 amino acids. The transcript is spliced from 4 exons.